Molecule: messenger RNA, 1977 nt
Organism: Porites evermanni
Lineage: Eukaryota; Metazoa; Cnidaria; Anthozoa; Scleractinia; Poritidae
Source: the annotation of a GenBank genome assembly
GCAGAUUCCACCUCCAAGCUGUGCUUGAAAGAUCUAAGUAAGGAAUUGACUGAGGAACUAACGUCCAAGCUUAAUAGGAACAAAGAUAUUCUAAACCGAUUUUACCGUUCAUUUGGGCUUGAUCCUGAUUUACUGCACGACCAACUGGACCAGAGAAACAUUGGAAAAAUUUUUCCCGAUACCCCAGUCAAGCUGCUAAAGGAAGUUUUUGAGGCCCUAAAACUGUAUGACUUUGCAGAAUUCUUAGAGAAAGCAACAAAACCACGGACACUUCGCCCUGCUCUUCCGCUAAAAGAAAUUGAAAAAUUAUCGAUUGUCAGUAACCGCCCAACAAAGGUUUACAGUAAAGCAAAGGUUUUAAUAGUCGAUUUCUGUGAAGCCUGUGAAACCUCCGCAGACAAUGAUGUAGGAAAAGCUGGAUCAUUUUUUAAAGCGCAGAAUUCACGGAACGAGGUUACCACAUUAAAGACUGUUUUUUUAAAGGAAUUGUUCGCAGAUCUUAAUGACCUAACGAGAGGCAUGAGAAAAGAAGAGAGAAAUGACAGUAUGGCAGAGAUGAGGGAAGGGCACUUGCAAUGGCUUCUGGAAUACAAGAUCCCAGAGAGUUGGAUCAAAUCAAAAACGAAAGAAGAGAUCACGAAAACUUGGGGUGAAUUUGACAUUCCGGAUGAGGUUUACUUGGAACAAGAAAUUAAAAUAAGCGAACGGCUCCAACUGAUGGGACGUUUUAAUCCCCAGAAAGAUGAGCAACUAUUAACUUUGUUUUCCAAAGAGGAGCCUGGGAUGAGAAAUGAACUAAAACAGCUGACGGAAAAAAGAGAACAAUGGAAAACCGAAAGGAAGCCAAUACUCGAGAAGCAGAAAAAGGAGAAGGUGGAGGAACUGAAAAAAGAGGCUGACAAAUUUGAAAUGGCUGUUUUCAGCGUCAUCGACAAAUGGAUAGAACUACACCCAAAUGAUAAAGGUUCGAUAUCAUACCCCUUGUAACAUCCAUUCAGCAACGUUCCAAACUAUUUUAAGUCCUGUUUAGCCAUGCAUCCACACACUGUUCGAUAUAAGUUGAACAGAAGUUAUAACAGUUACUAUAGAGAGUUUAAGAUUCACGUUUACGCCAAACGGCAGAUGGGAACUUGUACCACGUGACCAAGUUUCCCCCAUAUUUUCCGUUUACUCUUACUGCUUCGACACAAAAAUAGGUACUUUCAUGCCAGUUUUAACCAUAGGAAUCGUUCGGGACUGUUUUUAUCUGCUUACUUUAUAUUCUGAGAAAUUCUCAAAUUGAAUCUCUAAUAAGUCAAAGCUGAACCUUCGGCACCCUGGUACACUCUUGUGCACCCUGCGACACUCUGAUUAUUAUAAUUAAUUCAAGUAAAAAGUCAAUUUAUAGCUGCUCUUAAUCUUCUUCCUCUUUCAAAAAGCUUAAAAUUGGCAAGAAAUAAUAUCCGAAACUCAUUAGAAUUCUCAGCGCGGCCUAACUUUAUUUAUGGCUGUUAUAAAAAUGUGAUUGACAAUAGACUUUUUAAGAAAAAAAAAAUGUCUUUUUUGGUUUUUGUAGGAAAGGCGUCGACCCUUUUUAUCGUCCUUAUUCAGAAUAGCCUGAGAUUGGAGCGAACGCGUGGUGCAGUUCUACAACAGAUGAUUAUCAGCAUAAACAGAUGCUUGAGUGAAAAACUGGCACUUAUUCCAGACACGAAGGUAGUGAUAACAAAUAAUAUGCCACCUAUAAGGGAAGGGAACAUUUCAAGCGAAACUCUUGAAGUUCAUUUGUCUGGAAAAGGAGUGUUAACGACAUUGCUGCAGCUUCUGAGCAAGCGCUUAGAUACACUAGACCUCAUUUCAGUAAUGCAGGAAUUACAGAGGACGGCCCCUCAAACAAACCCUCGUUACUACUACAACAGGUACCAUGACGUUGAUUAUACGCGGGUUCAAAUACGUGACAAUUUGUCGAGCGUUCCGAGACUUCAGAAGAUGGAAUAA